This is a messenger RNA of Fusarium vanettenii 77-13-4, 2025 nucleotides long. RefSeq lists its product as uncharacterized. Gene Ontology annotation, molecular function: metalloendopeptidase activity. The record is from RefSeq and is a predicted model, not a curated record. Bases 1 to 2025 code for a protein of 674 amino acids. Gene Ontology annotation, biological process: proteolysis. The transcript has a single exon. NCBI's taxonomy places the organism in Eukaryota, Fungi, Ascomycota, Sordariomycetes, Hypocreales, Nectriaceae.
AUGAGACUUGAGUUGAAAUUAAAAGACACCAAACACAAUAUCCGACUCGUCUUGACGCCCAACGAUGAACUAACGACUUCACUCACCUCCGUCACUAUUCUUGACCCGAGGGGAGAAUCACGGGUAUCCAGGCCAGAGCAUGGCAGUCGAGCGUUCAAAGGAUCAGCGCAUAUCUCAGAGCACGGAGGUCCUGGUUGGAGAAGAACUGGAUGGGCAAGGGUCGUGCAGUCUGAUAGGAACAGCGACAUUUUCCAAGGCACUUUCCAGGUCGAUGGCGACAUCUAUCACAUUGAGGUAGACCCUGCGCAUCUUGUGAGACGAGACAUCAUGGAUCCAAAAAGAGCCUGUUUGGUUGUACGAAAAAGCCCUGACAAAUCUGAGCAUACCGAUAGCGGUAGGCUAUCUGGACGAGCAGCGUCGUGCUCUACUGGCAACUUGGGGUCUGGACAUCUGAGCGAAGGGAAGCUUCUAUCAAGACGACAGCAAUAUGCACAAGACUAUGACCCAUGGGACACCGUUACCGAGGCGGAUGAAACAGAGGGCUGCCCAAAGGAAAGGAAAGUUGCCAUGCUUGGCAUCGCUACUGACUGUUCCUACACUGCCGAGUUCGACAGCCUAGCCGAUGUCCAGUCAAAUAUCUUGAAUCAGAUCAACACGGUAUCCCAACUAUACGAUGAUACCUUCAACAUCGCCCUUAGAGUGAUGAACCUCACAAUCAGCGACCGACACUGCCCCGUUGAAGCUCCUCACUCUGCCCCCUGGAACCUGGGCUGCACUUCAAAGGAGAAUGUCGCUGAUCGACUAAGUCUAUUCUCCCAAUGGAGAGCAAGGUUCAACGAUGACAUUAACGAGAUACGGCCCGCCGUUUGGACUCUUCUGACAGCUUGCAGCAGUGAAUCUACUGUCGGGAUGUCGUGGGAAGGCCAGGUCUGCGAGCUUGGGUACGAUAAGAACGAAGACGGGAGGAUAGUGGCUGCGACGAACAUUGUCGUUCGGACACAAUACGAGUGGAAAGUCAUUGCCCACGAGAUUGCUCACAGCUUCGGUGCUGUACAUGAUUGUACCAGCAGCAUGUGCAAGGAAGAUGGAUGGGACGGCAACGAGCGAUGCUGUCGACUCAGCAGGAAGACGUGCGACGCCGGGGCCCAAUAUCUCAUGAACCCUUCAGCCAAGUCGGACAUGAAGGCAUUCUCACCCUGCACGGUAAUACAGAUCUGCUCCAAGAUGGGCCAAGGGUCUGUUCGCACCGACUGCCUCCUGAGCGAGGAUGAUGUUCCGUCCAUCUCGAGCAAGGCUACACAUUGUGGGAAUGGGAUCCUGGAAGAAGGCGAGGACUGCGAUUGCGGCGGUGCAUCUGGCUGCAGAUCUAUCGAAGACUCCUGCUGCGACCCCAAAACUUGUCGAUUUGUCAAAAAGGCUGUCUGCGACCCGUUGCAUCACGAUUGCUGCACAGAUCAAUGCCAGCCCGCGUCAAGAGGCUUAGUUUGCCGGGGAAGUAAGGGAGCCUGCGACCCCGAGGAGUUAUGCGAUGGAAACUCGACCACGUGUCCACUCGAUGUCAUACGACCAGACGGGGAAGCCUGUGAGGAGCAUGGUAUGGCAAAUUUGGCAUGCGCUUCAGGGGUAUGCACCUCUCGAGACCUGCAAUGCCAGCAACGGUUCCCCGCCGAUAACGACACCAUGAAACACUGCGAUAGUAACAGUUGCAAACUAAACUGCCGUCCUGUUGAAGAAAUCAAUGAAAACGAGUGCCCAUCAGAGAUGGAGGAGCUGCUCUUGGAUGGUACGCCUUGCGGAGAUGGGCUUCGAUGCUUCAACGGCAAGUGUGAGAACCCAAAGUCAGAACGUCAGGCGGGUUCGGGCACUUGGUUCACAAAGAAGAGGAUCAUCAUUAUUGUUUGCUCAGUUGUUGGAGGAUUUCUUGUUUUUGUGGCUAUAGCAUGCGUGUUCAAUCGCAUCCGACAUCGGAUGAGACGAACGGCAGUGAAACACGCGAGAAUAACGUCCACGGAUGAUUCUCAAUGA